This is a messenger RNA of Haliotis rubra (blacklip abalone), 2464 nucleotides long. Its product is annotated as glycine receptor subunit alpha-2-like. Gene Ontology annotation, cellular component: synapse; neuron projection; membrane. The transcript has 8 exons. Gene Ontology annotation, molecular function: neurotransmitter receptor activity; chloride channel activity; extracellular ligand-gated monoatomic ion channel activity. The coding region runs from base 287 to 1534 and encodes 415 amino acids. Gene Ontology annotation, biological process: signal transduction; nervous system process; chemical synaptic transmission. NCBI's taxonomy places the organism in Eukaryota, Metazoa, Mollusca, Gastropoda, Lepetellida, Haliotidae. The record is from RefSeq and is a predicted model, not a curated record.
GGCGAGCCAGGACCCUGACAGCUUUGUUUUUAUAUUUAGACGAACUAUUUGCACUUAGGGCAAGGAGAAGAGGUGAUUGAUAAACACUCGUUCAUUGUUCUGUGUCUUCCUUGGUAGCCUGGAUCUUCUUUCCUUCAUGGCUGAUUUCUUUGUUCCUGGAUACGUUACCCCUACAAUAAGCUACAGCUGCCCGGUAACUGGAGUGGUGGAGUCACCACGGAACGUUCUUCCUCUUCAGCUCGCUCCACAAGUACUCUGAACUAGUAACGGAACAUACACACUGAUAAUGACCCUCAUCGUCGGCGCCAGCAUCCUAGCCCUGUGUUGUAGCGGUGUAUUCGGGGUUACAACCAACCAUGAUGAAUUUGUCGCAAACCCAGUUCAACCUUCAGAGGAGGCGAUACGGAAGAUCCUGGCUACCUAUGAUGCUAACGUACCACCAAACUUUGAGGAAGACAUCGCUACCCGGGUCACUGUGCAGAUAUACAUCGUCAGUUUUGAUUCCAUUAGUGAAUCGACUAUGGAUUACUCACUGACAAUCUUCCUGCGUCAAACAUGGCAAGACACACGUCUGAGAUACGGUUCCCUCCCGAAUAUAGACGCUCUCGAGCUGGACACACGUAUCAUGUCUCAAGUCUGGGUUCCAGAUCUCUUCUUCACCAAUGAGAAGAGAGCCGACUUUCAUUCUAUCACGGUGCCAAAUAAACUCAUGCACGUGUACCCUAACGGAACAGUAUUGUACAGUGCCAGAAUUUCCAUGACGCUGAGCUGCGACAUGCAGUUACAAAAAUACCCGUUUGAUGAUCAAGUGUGUUCGAUACUUCUAGAAAGUUAUAGCUACUCAACCAAGAACGUCAUCUUCGCGUGGCACGACAACCCGAUAGUCAAAAGGAGUGAUCUAUCCCUACCUCAGUUUGACCUGAUUGGCUGGACCACCGACGACUGCACUAAAACAUACGUCAGUGGCAACUACACGUGCAUCCGCGGGGACUUCCAGCUGUCCCGCAACUUCGGCUACUACAUUGCACAGGUGUAUGUCCCCAGCAUUCUUAUAGUCAUCUUAUCCUGGAUGUCUUUCUGGCUGGACAUUGAUGCAACGCCUGCUCGCAUUUCAUUGGGCCUCCUCACAGUUCUCACCAUGACAACACAGAGUUCCGGUGCACGUGCAAGCCUUCCACGUGUGUCCUAUGUCAAGGCCAUAGAUGUAUGGAUGGCAAUGUGUUUGAUUUUCGUGUUUGCAGCCUUAUUGGAGUUUGCUUACGUCAACGUCAUGGCGAGAGUGGAACGACGUCGUCAGACCAUCAGCGGAAACAGCCGACCGUCAGUGUCGGUCGAGGAACUGGCCCUGGAGCUAGAAAAACAGAACGGCGCACGAGGGCGAGGGCGUCGUGGGCUGUCAAAGGUUUCAAUGAUGAGACAAAAGGCACGCUUAAUGGACAAAAUAUCUCGGUACCUCUUCCCCGGGGUGUUCCUGGCUUUCAACAUCAUCUACUGGCUGGUGUACAUGCUGUGGGAGAACUCCAAUACAGACUAGUGGCAUUGUCGCCAGCAGAUAGCAAGGUUACGUCCCUUUGAAUGAUUCGGCUGAAUGUGGCAGUCCUUGGAAUACACCAUUACACGUCGUCAUGGACGAUCAGCGGCAGCCUUUUCUCACCUUAGAACAUAGUAUUACAAGGAUUGCCUACCUUGUGAAGCAAUAUGUGUGAGAAUCGCCAUGUGGAGGCGUGCGAUAGUGGUGUGCCCCCUGAAUCGACAUAUAUAUGUGUGCUCGAGUUAUCUCCCAUUGUGUGAUUUCGCAGAGGUUGUGAACAGUCCAGGGCGAUCUCAGUGUUCAACGCACUGUUAGGGGUGGCAUAAUGCAUCCAUACUGAGAGGUAUUGCAACAUAUUCCCAUAUGCAUUUCUGUGAUUUGUCUUCUUUGGGAGGGUUUCGAAUUUCAUCACACGUUAAUGAAGAUUACCGUUUUAUGAAGUUUAUCUUUGUUGGGUUGAAUUAUUUCUUACAGAGACUACACUACAUGACGAGACGUGUUUGUGAUGUUUAUAGAUGUGUAUCACGCCAUGACACCUUCACUUUGUCACACAUCACGUUCUUGUGUGACUUCAAUUCAGACAAUGGGAAGGAAAGAUAUGGAUUUUGAAAGAUAUGAAGUUCAACAGGACGUCUUUUGUAUUUCCCCAAUACAAUGCCCAUUCUCACUGACACAUGUUUCUACUUAUCUAGCAGGUUGUUUUUUUCACAUCAUUCUUCAUUUUUGCUGGAGACACUGCUUCCGGUGUUGUUGUCACUAACUGCAAAGCAUGCAGCCGUGUUAUUUAAGGCUUCACUCUAUUUAUUCCUCAUGCCUCCUUACACACAGGAAUCUCACUUUCAUGUUACUUCAAGUAAUUGUAAAACGAAAAUUUGUACAAUUAUUUAUUGCAUAUUUCAUGUAUUUUUGUAAUAAAUAUUGACGGAAUGGUCA